Diuraphis noxia (Russian wheat aphid) is the source of this 486-nucleotide messenger RNA. Its product is annotated as casein kinase II subunit beta-like. The record is from RefSeq and is a predicted model, not a curated record. NCBI's taxonomy places the organism in Eukaryota, Metazoa, Arthropoda, Insecta, Hemiptera, Aphididae.
AUGCCGUUUGUCUUACCUAUAGGACUAUGCGACGUGGUCGGGCGGAACACUGUGAGAAUCUUCUGUCCUCGGUGCAUGGAUGUGUACACCCUUCAACCAGGGGUGAAAGCUGCAGCUGUGGACGGUGCAUAUUUCGGCACGGGUUUACCUCACAUGGUGUUGAUGACGCGACCUGAAUACAUUCCGUCUCGGCCUGAAGGACGGUAUGUGUCCAAGCUUUACGGGUUCCGAAUUCAUGAUUCAGCGUACGACUUGCAUCAGAACGCGUUUAUYAAGYACAGGCAAAUCAUGCAACAGUCUUCCGGAUCCACCUCCACAGCAACCGCCAGAAUUACCUCCACAAACCGCUCAAUCACAGCUGGAUCACCAACUACUGACGCUGCCCUCACAAACAGCACCAUAGUUUCUUCUACCGCAAGUGAUCGAAUACCCCGUAUAAUAGAUAUGAUGAAAACACAUCGUCGUGUCGCGUUAUUAAAACGAUAA